CAGUGAAAGGUCCUCAUAUUUCAGCUAUGUGUGGACGGAGCCGGGCGGCCUCGCUGCAUCUGUGGGCAUGCUUGCUCGUCACCAGCAGCGUAAUGAGCGGGAAAAGUUCGGGGCAGAACGGCAUGACAGAUGAGCAGAAAGAUAACACAACAGUGUUCACCAAGAUCUUAGACAGCCUUCUGGAUGGCUAUGACAAUCGCCUCAGGCCAGGACUGGGAGAGCGUGUAACUGAAGUCAAGACUGACAUUUUUGUGACUAGCAUCGGACCCGUUUCGGACCAUGACAUGGAGUACACCAUUGAUGUGUUCUUUAGACAAAGUUGGAAGGAUGAAAGACUAAAGUUCAAAGGCCCAAUGGCUGUGCUGCGUCUCAACAACCUGAUGGCCAGCAAGAUCUGGACCCCUGACACGUUCUUCCACAAUGGCAAGAAAUCAGUGGCUCACAACAUGACUAUGCCAAAUAAGCUGCUGCGGAUUAAAGAGGAAGGCACGCUGCUUUAUACCAUGAGGCUCACAGUUAGAGCGGAAUGUCCCAUGCAUCUAGAAGAUUUUCCCAUGGAUGCUCAUGCCUGUCCACUGAAGUUUGGCAGCUAUGCCUAUACUAGAGCAGAGGUGGUGUACGUGUGGACCAGCGGGGCUGCUCACUCUGUGGUGGUGGCUGAGGACGGCUCCAGGUUAAACCAGUAUGAUCUGAUGGGACAGAGUGUGGAUUCUGGUGUGGUGCAGUCCAGCACAGGCGAGUAUGUUGUAAUGACAACCCACUUCCACUUGAAGAGGAAAAUUGGUUACUUUGUGAUCCAGACGUAUCUGCCCUGCAUCAUGACAGUCAUCCUCUCCCAAGUGUCUUUCUGGCUCAACAGAGAGUCCGUCCCUGCCAGAACUGUCUUUGGAGUGACCACUGUCCUGACCAUGACUACUCUGAGUAUCAGUGCCAGGAACUCUCUCCCUAAAGUGGCCUAUGCCACAGCUAUGGACUGGUUCAUCGCUGUCUGCUACGCCUUUGUCUUCUCGGCCCUCAUUGAGUUUGCAACAGUGAACUACUUCACUAAGAGGGGCUACGCCUGGGAUGGAAAAAGUGUUGUGCCUGAGAAGCAAAAGAAGAAGAAGGAGUCUCUCCUCAAGAAGAACAACACUACAGCCUACCCAACUGCCACUGCUACACCCUUCGCCCCCAAUCCUGCUCGGAACCCCGGAUUGGCCACAAUCGCAAAAAGUGCCCCUCCACCCCCAGAUGAGCCCAAGGAAGAGCCAAAACCCAAACCCCCAGAGGCCAAGAAGACCUUUAACAGCGUGAGCAAGAUUGACAGGAUUGCCAGAAUAGCCUUCCCUCUGCUCUUUGGAACCUUUAACUUGGUCUACUGGGCAACCUACUUGAAUAAGAAGCCCAAAUUGCAAGGGGUGAAUCACACCUAAUCCAUUUUUCAUCUCUUUUCAAUUUGACCUUAUUUCAUUUUCUUUUGAAUUAUUUUACAAAGGGAAAAAAAAAAAGGUAUUUUGAGAUAAACAUUGUGUCCAUUUUGGUUUGAAUACUUAGUUAAUCAUUGCUUCUAUGGUAAUCUAAAUUUUGAGGAUUUGGAAAAAAAGAAAAAGAAAAAAAAAAAAAAAACAA
Messenger RNA from Nematolebias whitei (Rio pearlfish), 1608 nucleotides. RefSeq names its product gamma-aminobutyric acid type A receptor subunit alpha1 (gene gabra1). Gene Ontology annotation, cellular component: postsynapse; neuron projection; synapse. Gene Ontology annotation, biological process: nervous system process; gamma-aminobutyric acid signaling pathway; monoatomic ion transmembrane transport. The record is from RefSeq and is a predicted model, not a curated record. Gene Ontology annotation, molecular function: GABA-A receptor activity; benzodiazepine receptor activity; transmitter-gated monoatomic ion channel activity involved in regulation of postsynaptic membrane potential. Lineage: Eukaryota; Metazoa; Chordata; Actinopteri; Cyprinodontiformes; Rivulidae.